AAAGAAAAUAACUCCAACUCCACUCAGUUGUCUCUAACUGUACAGUUAUCAGCUGGGAGAGCCUUCCCCCUCCACGAUACAGCAGCAAAAGGAAUAUUUGGAAUACCAAAGUGUUUUCUUUGCAGUGAUUUCUUUUUGGGGAUAUCAAUUCUCCGCUGCCUCUAAAUAAAAAUUAAUCCGAGUUUGGAUCCAUCUGGUCUCAGGAUUAGGAAAAGCGACUCUCCAAGCAGAUCAAAGAUGUUUAUUAAGGUUCCAUUCUUCAUCCUCGUCCUAGGGAGUGUGCCCUUGGCAGCACUUGCUGAAGAAGCAAGCUCAGUUCUAGAAGGAGAAGAAAGUGCAACGAUUGAUUUCAGAGACAGAAAUGACACGGAAUUUGAUGCCUUGCCAACCCUGUUUGGACACCUGAUGACCACAGAAAGUGCUUUUGUCCCGGAUGGAGACAGUGACAAUUCUACUGGUUAUGGAGUUAACACAGAGAGUGUUGAUGGUGAGCCGAGUGGGGAACCAGAGAAAACUGAAAAAGGUGGCCUGGAAACAAUUGCACUGGUUGGAAUAAUCAUUGGAAUCGUGGUUGCAGUUGGAAUCCUUGCAGGAAUAGUGAUUGCUGUCGUAAGGAAGAUGUCAGGCAGGUACUCGUAA
This is a messenger RNA of Lepidothrix coronata (blue-crowned manakin), 639 nucleotides long. It is a transcript of the gene PDPN, whose product is annotated as podoplanin. Lineage: Eukaryota; Metazoa; Chordata; Aves; Passeriformes; Pipridae. The transcript has 5 exons. Gene Ontology annotation, molecular function: chemokine binding; signaling receptor binding; protein-folding chaperone binding. The record is from RefSeq and is a predicted model, not a curated record. Gene Ontology annotation, biological process: cell-cell adhesion; Rho protein signal transduction; regulation of substrate adhesion-dependent cell spreading. The coding region runs from base 238 to 639 and encodes 133 amino acids. Gene Ontology annotation, cellular component: lamellipodium; filopodium; apical plasma membrane.